Messenger RNA from Cyprinus carpio (common carp), 3970 nucleotides. RefSeq names its product actin-binding LIM protein 2-like (gene ablim2). Gene Ontology annotation, molecular function: actin filament binding. Lineage: Eukaryota; Metazoa; Chordata; Actinopteri; Cypriniformes; Cyprinidae. Gene Ontology annotation, biological process: lamellipodium assembly; cytoskeleton organization. The record is from RefSeq and is a predicted model, not a curated record. The transcript is spliced from 19 exons. Gene Ontology annotation, cellular component: actin cytoskeleton. Bases 203 to 1657 code for a protein of 484 amino acids.
GCCAGUCAACAGCACGGCAUCACCACAGGCUGUGCACAAUUGCUGUGGCUGUGGAAAGGAGUUUAAAAAUGAGCAGUCUCUGGUGGCGUUGGACAAGCACUGGCACCUUGGCUGCUUCAAGUGCAAAGUGUGCAAUAAAGUGCUUAAUGCAGAAUAUAUCAGCAAGGACGGGAUCCCCUACUGUGAGGCAGACUACCACGCCAUGUUCGGCAUCCAGUGUGAAACCUGCAAGAAAUACAUCACUGGAAAAGUACUUGAGGCUGGAGAGAAACACUAUCAUCCCACAUGUGCCAGAUGUGCACGUUGUGACCAGAUGUUUGGGGAGGGGGAGGAGAUGUACCUGCAAGGUUCUUCCAUCUGGCAUCCUCCUUGCAGACAGGCAGCACGUAUGGAGGAGAAGAGUAAGAAACAGGUGCGGAUUCAGCUCAGUGAUCUCCAUUCCAAUGUACCUGAGCAGGUGACAAGAACAUCCUCUGAGAGCAUCACCUCUGCUCCUGCCUCCAGUGCAUCGGGCUCCCCUAGCAGAGUUAUCUAUGCAAAGCUGGGUGAUGAACUUCUGGACUACAAGGACCUGGCUGCUCUUCCUAAAAUCAAAGCGAUCUACAACAUAGACAGACCUGACAUGCUCUCAUACUCGCCCUAUGUGAGCUACCCUGUGGAGGACAGGACUUUUGGAGAGGGAGAUGGGGAAAAGUCUCCCCGGCAGAGGAGGCCCUCCAGCCCCAGCUCCAACAGCUCUUUAGGGGGUUAUGGCCGCUAUACGCCUUCCCGCUCACCUCAGACCUACAGCAGACCAGAGCAAUAUCUGAGUGUCAAAUACACCACUCAUCCAGAAAAUUCCAACUUGUUACCUGUUCCAACUUCGGGGAGGAGUAGUGCCCAUGGUAGUGCCAGAGGCUCCUCCCCACUGCCUUUGUACAGCGGCAGUGGUAGAAACACACCACAGGCAGGGAGUGGUGGCGUGGCCCUGCCCCUCAACCCCACUACUCUGGCUUUGCUCCAACAGCACAACUACAUCCCUUACUUAAGAGGUAGUGAAAGCGGUCGGAGUACUCCCAGUCUCUCCACCUACUCUGAUGGCAAAUCUCCCUCCUCUACAUAUGUGGCGGCCCCACGGCAUUUCCAUAUCCCAGAGACUAAAGUCAAAGAUAAUAUCUAUAGAAAGCCCCCUAUCUACAAACAGCAUGCUUCCAGAACCUCCUGGCAAGAUGGUGAAGAUGUAGACAGAAAGACCAGAAUAAGUUGGAUGAACCUGAAGAGUGAGUUGGAUGGACAGUCUCCAGAUCUGGACCCCAGGACCUCCACCCACAGCUUACCCACCGAUAUGUCUCAACCCAACUUCCCAUACAAUAAGUCUGCUUCGCUGCCAGGAUAUGGGCGGAACGGAAUAUACAAGGCGGCCGAUCUUGGCGAAGAUGAUGGCGAUCAUGACUCAUCCUGGAGUGGAAUGAGAGAGUACAAGGUCUAUCCCUAUGACAUGCUAGCUGUGACCCACAGAGUCCGAGCAAAACUACCACGGGAUGUGGACCGCACCAGACUGGAGAGGCACCUGUCACCUGAGGACUUCUACAACGUAUUUGGGAUGACCAUUGAACAGUUUGACCGUUUGGCUUUGUGGAAGAAAAAUGACCUUAAGAAGAAAGCCCGCUUGUUUUAAAUCCCGCCGAAUUGCUUGAAGGAAAGCAAAGAUAAAGAGAAAACCUCUUCUCAUCCAUCCUGUGUGCAUGGAGGAUGAGUGUGAGAGAAAUAUAUAUGCACCUCCAUUCUGCUGCAUAGCUACUGUCAUCCCAUCUCACGCUGAGGAAGAGGGAGCGCUUUCACAACGCUGUUUGCCACCUAGCUUUGUUCGUGAACGCCGCACCACAUGGUCUGAAUGUUACUCUGAUGACAGAGAGUCAGAACUAAAUUCUCUCUAAAUCUUGUUUCUCUCUUUGUUUGUCUUUGAUCUUGCUCCCUCGUCUGUCUUUGUGAUUACUGCAUUGUAUUCUCUCUCUGUGGAAAAAGCACUCAUUAUUGAUAUAAGCCACUUUCUUUACAUUUUAUACCAUUGAGAAACAUGGCCAACAAGCUCUACUUGUACGUUUUUUUGCUAUGUAAUAAUAUCCAUCUUCUCCUCACCCCUUGUCUUUAUUUUUGACUGCAAUGAAUGUUGUCCAACGUUUUGGUAUUGUCCUUGUCUACUCAUAUUGUGUCUUUCUCUCGUCUCUUUCUGCCUGUUCCUCGUCUUACCUCCUAGACAUGAUACUCAGCCACUGCUUGGACUGUAAUAUCUAUGAUGUAAUAUCAGCUUUAUGGAAGCUCAUUCAUCCAUGGCUUUAGCAUGACCAGGCCAAAGACUCAAUCAGAGCGAGAAGUCAACAAAGCAACUUACACGUGACCUAACCAGACGCGACGCAAUAAAACAAUGAGAAAAAGCCUCCUAAUAACAAGCCUCGAUCGUGAGAAGCAAAGAGCAACAGGACACAACAUGACAUCAUGCUGGGUAGCCCCGCCCACUGUGAAAUCUCAUUGGUUCCUCAGAACUGUACAACUCAUUGGGUGUGAUUUUGUUUUCGAACUUGUCGUAUUGCGCCUGGUUAGGACAUGGUGUUAGUUGGUAUGUUUAAUAAUCUUUACUGUUGCUCAAUGACUGUGAGUGCAAACAGCUGGAACAAUGCAUAGCUUUUGCGUUAUAUUAUGUAUUUGUUUGCUUUUUCAGGUCAGUGUGCAAUUCAUCAGAUGUCAUAAUCAUGAGAUCACAGUUAUUCAAUAAGACAUUUAGAGUUGUUCUAAACUGGUAUCUCGGUAUCACAUACUCUCUCUAUAUAUAUUGUGCACAUAAACUUUAUCAGCCAGACAUUCUCAUUGUUUUAAUCCACACAAAUGAAAGUGCUCAAGGCAGAGUAAACCCUUAUUUUUGUAUGCAAUUUUUUUUUUCAUACAGAUGUUUGCCAGAUACUUUAUUUUCCAUUUGCAAAUAAUUGCAACAUUGACUUUAGCAUGGGGCCAUGCCAAAGUUAACAGAUUCUGUAGCAAUUAGCAAAACUUAUACAACACGACAAUUAAUAAAGCAUGCAGUUCAGUGGCGCUUCAUUUAAAACCCAAAUAAGAUUGUUUUUGUUCUGCUUUUUUAGAUUGUUAAUAAAUGUGUGCAGUAUAUUGAUAUAAAUGUCUGUUACACUUGUCAUGUCACCUUGUAGGCAUGCACUGCAUUUACUAGAAGCAUCAUGUAAUGACUUCCUAAUGGACUUUUAAGAUUAAUCAUGACAUGUUUGAUUUGAGAUCUUAAAGUUAUUGAGAGAUUGUUUUGUUUCUUCAGACACAUUCUUAAGUCGUACCAUAUCUGUUCUAGGUUCUUUCACUUAUACCAGUGACACAGAAUUGCAAAAAAAGAAAAAAGAAAGGUAUUUUGUCGUUUUAAUUAUAUGAAUGCAUUACAUAAAGAUGUCAGAAAUCUGGAACUGUUAGAAACACCGCCACAUUCAGUAAACUAAGUUCUGAGUAAUGAUAACCAUGUGUAACAUGUGCCUAUAUCUUGUACAAUAUCAAGGCGUCUUUGGAUUUUUUUAAACUGCUCAGCAGGGAACUCAGAUUGUUUUACUUUGUUGAUUGGGAAAGUAUGGCCUUUCUAACUGUACGUGUGUGCUUAUUUCAUUCUUCAGGGUCAUAAUGUGACAUUUUUCAUGCAGUAAAUUUCAGCCUUCAUCGGUCAUGCCAAAAUCUGUUGUUUUGGGGAAAAUACAGUACAGUAAAGCUUGUCUGAAACACUUGAAUGUGUUUUAGUCCGAAUGCGUAGGUGGGAGCCUUCCCAGAAGAACCAUGUUGAGCUGCGGAGGACGAAUGUGUUAUUCUUAUUUGAACAGCUGUAGAAACAUGCUCGCGUGUGGGUGUGAGUGCUGUUAGCCUCCAGCUCAGCAGUCCAAUAGUUCAGACUAGGUGAGUUCAGAUCAGUGUGUGUUCGAUCAUCUUUAUUCUUCAGCAUUGCACUGUU